UUGGGUCACUCUGUGCAUAUCAUUGGGGAGGAUUUUUGUCACAAUUAAUGGUCUGUAUUUGGCUGGUUUUGAUGGUUCUCCUGCUAGUUUCAGUAAUCAUGGAACAACCACUAUUACAUCUGGUUCAAAAGUCAUAGUUCAUUGGGUCACUCUGUGCAUAUCAUUGGGGAGGAUUUUUGUCACAAUUAAUGGUCUGUAUUUGGCUGGUUUUGAUGGUUCUCCUGCUAGUUUCAGUAAUCAUGGAACAACCACUAUUACAUCUGGUUCAAAAGUCAUAGUUCAGGGUGUGUGGAAUGUUCCAUAUAUCAAUCAUGCAUAUUUGGUUCGUGGAUCUCUUCUGAAAGAUAUUGAAAAUUAUCCUUCAUUUAUUCAUGGACUGCUUGAUCCUGAUAUGGCUUUCUGCAAAAAUUUGCGAGAUAAGGGUACUUUCAUGUAUGUUUCUAACCUUCAUGAUUUUGGGCAUCUUAUUAAUAGUGAAUCGUUUGAUACUAGCCAUGUCCACAAUGAACUCUAUGAAAUAUACACCAAUCAAGUGGAUUGGGAACAUCGAUAUAUCCACGAAAACUAUUCAAAAGUACUGGAUCCCAGUUAUGAAGUAGAUAUGCCUUGCCCUGAUGUUUAUUGGUUCCCAGUCGUUACUCCAAUAUUCUGCAAGCAUUUAAUAGAAGAAAUGGAAAAUUUUGGUCAGUGGUCUGAUGGAUCAAACAAUGAUCCUCGUCUAGCUGGAGGUUAUGAAAAUGUACCAACAAGAGAUAUUCACAUGAAUCAAGUUGGCCUUGAACAGCAGUGGCUUUAUUUUCUUCGAGAAUAUAUAAGACCUGUCCAAGAGAAAGUUUUCUUAGGGUAUACUCAUGAUGAACAUCAUGAUCAAGUGGAACUUGGCUCAAAAUGGAUUGACUUUCUGAGAGAAUAUAAUAAGCACUAUGCACAAACUGUUUUUAGUGUCAACUAUGAAGAUCCACCUAAAGCCAUGAUGAAUUUUGUAGUGAGGUAUCGCCCAGAUGAGCAACCUUCCUUGAGACCACAUCAUGAUUCAUCCACGUAUACUAUUAAUAUUGCCUUAAACCGCCCCAAAAUUGAUUAUGAGGGAGGUGGUUGCCGUUUCAUUCGCUACAACUGCAGUGUGACAGAUUUAAGAUUAGGGUGGUCUCUCAUGCAUCCUGGACGCCUUACUCACUACCAUGAAGGUCUUCCUGUUACAAAUGGAACUCGCUAUAUCAUGAUAUCAUUUGUUGAUCCAUAAUGUGCCAAAUUUCCCAAAAAAAUAAUAAUAAUGGUAGCUUAUAGACUUUUGUGAGAAUGGCAAAAGCUGCCAAUCUUCAUUUGGUCACAAGGCAAUUAAUUUUCUACAGUUGAUGAAAAUUAUAAAACUACAAUGACUUGGACAAAUUAGCUGGUACUAGCUUAAUGCUUUAUUUUAUGCUUCAACUUUUAAAUGAGUAACUCACAAAAAAUUUAAUUUUUUGUGGAAUAUUUAGUUGGGCCGAUAUGUUUGUUCCUAAAAUUAAUUGUUAAGUAAAUGUGUCAUGUGACUUUUUAAACUGAAUGUAACAAUUGUGCCUUGGCAAUAGUUGCCAGAUGCCUCUCUUUAUACUUUUUAUCUGUGUUAUUUUUCUUCUCCUCAGAGUUAAAUGUUUUAUUAACUCAUAUUAAUUUAUACCUUAAACUCACUACAAUAUGUUGGAAUUUACUAUAAUGUAAGCCAUAUAAGGUUUAAAAAUGUGAUUUAAACACAUUUAUCUAGUACUUAAAUAUGUUGUAGAUGUACCAAAAGGAAUACCAUGGAUUCCUUUGAAUAGUGUAAAGCUAUAUUUUCUUUCACAUUAUUAUUUGUUAUUCGAAGAAUUCUAUAAAAAUAUACCGUUAGAAGAUAAUGGCUGAAUAUUUGCUUUACUACCAUAUGCAUAAAAAAGCAUUUUCUUUGGUUAUGUUAUUGUGAAAUGGAUGAAUUAAUUGGUUGAAUUCAUUGAGUGCAGACUUUACAUUUGCUGUUCAUUCUUCACAAAUUUAUACACAAAUAAAUAUAUGUGUGCUCUUCAUUUUUCCUUGGCAACUAGCAUUUUACAUUUUAUUGAUGUUGCUAUUUAUAUAUUUCAGUCCUAUCUACUUACUUUUGUUUAAUUUUUGUUACGAAAUUAUACUUAUAUCAUUUGUAUAGUAAAUACUUUUAUAUUUGGUUGAGAAAAAAUCAGUGAUUGUAUAAAUUUUUAUUCAUUGAUUGUCUUCUGUUGGUUAUCUUCCUUCUACUAGAAUUAAGGUUGGUUAAAUUUUGCAUAAAAACAAAACUGAGAUUUGAGAAAGUAGCAAUAAAUAAAGCUUCAACAGAAGAAUAUAUUCAUGUUAUCAGUUACAGAAAUUUUAUCAUUUAGCUUAAAAAUGUAAUAUUAUUCAAAAAAAAUUUAACACUUGACUCUUUUUUUCUUUUAAAUGUUGGAAAAUUUAAAAAGACAAGUUGCUUAAAAUUAUGAUGGUUGUAUAUAUUUAAAAAAUUGUGUUUUUUGUGUGUUUGUUGCUGUUUUAUUAAAUUUUAGUAAAAAUAUACUUUACUAGCAAAAUUUUACAUAUUAAUUUGAGAUUCCUAUUUAAUUUAUAUAUUUGUUAUCCAAAGGAAAAUAAUUAAAAAUUCUGAAAAGAAUUUUUCUUUUGUAUUUUGUUAGAAGUGAAUUCUGCAACUGGAUUGUACUUUUCACUUGCAUUUUUGUUUUAGUGAUUUUAUUUAAUAAAUUAUUUUGCUUUAUUAUUUUAAAUUCUUCUUAUGUUUUUUAAGCAACAUUAUGUGUAAAAGAAUGAUAUGCACAGAUAUCAUUGUUUACCUUCUUCUUUGUGAAACUUUUCUACUGUAAAUUUCCAGUUUUAUAAAGAAAAUGAAUGUUUGAUAUAUCUAAGAAUGCUGCAAUAAAAAUGACUAUCUCUUUUUC
Stegodyphus dumicola is the source of this 2918-nucleotide messenger RNA. RefSeq names its product multifunctional procollagen lysine hydroxylase and glycosyltransferase LH3-like. Gene Ontology annotation, molecular function: procollagen-lysine 5-dioxygenase activity; iron ion binding; L-ascorbic acid binding. The record is from RefSeq and is a predicted model, not a curated record. Gene Ontology annotation, biological process: peptidyl-lysine hydroxylation. Gene Ontology annotation, cellular component: endoplasmic reticulum. Lineage: Eukaryota; Metazoa; Arthropoda; Arachnida; Araneae; Eresidae.